GAAGGAGGGCCAACUCUCCGCAUUUUGAGCCUCAUCCUAAAAUCCAAAAACCAAACAUCAAGCACCAACAACCAUGGAUUUACCCGACACCACAGAAAUGACUACAACAACACAAAACCUCAAUCUGUUGGACCUUCCAUCAGAACUACACAUCCAAAUCGCCUCAUUCCUAUCUUAUCCUGAUGCCCUCGCCCUGAAGCACUCCUGCCGCCACUUCUACUCCAUGGUUUACACAGGCGUACACCUAAAAGUGAACUGGCUGGUCGAGCGCUUUGAACGAAAACUCGAAUGUCCCAUGGAGAAAUGCUCUUUCCGAACUGACGAGGCCUUUUGCAACUGGCGAAUCCGUCGUAUCAUGGAGCGGCGCCGACAGCAUCUAGAAUGUCGGCGUGCACCUGGGGGCUGCUGGGUUGUUGAGGGCCAAACUUGUCACACAGAUCUUGUUCCGUUGUGGUUGAAGGGACAAGGGCCGAGGAGAGUUGUCAGGUCACUGACGACGCUGGUGCAUGAAGCAUUGCUGAUCUGCUUUUUUGCAAUGUUGUUGGAGGGACUAUGGCGUCUUACGAAAAAUCAAGUCGUAAAUUGGCUGGCGCAUCAAGCGGUGGCUGACUGGUGCGCCUCGUUGAUUCUGAAUUAAUGAAGGCGACAUCGCAAUCGCUCUAGUUUGAGCACGACCAUUUUUGAGACAGGAUGCAGAGCCAUAAGUCUUCUUAUAUGAGCUAUCGAGCAAUCAUCAUUACGAUUCAACUGUUAUUUUAUCAUCAGCGACGAUACCAUCGAGCAACGAGUGAUGCUUUCGCAUCUAUUUCAGUACCAGCUUGGCAUGUGCCAUGGGGAAUUUCAAGCCCCGAAGAUGGAAAGAGGACUCAACAAGGUAUCUGCGACCAAAGAAGUCUUUCUUGGGUUCAUACAAUCAUGCCAGAUGGGCACUACUUAUUUAAUGUAUAAUUAAAGUUCCAUGGGUUCGUGCAAACACCCUCGGGAUGGGAAGAUCAAGCUAAGGCCCACACAGCCAGAGAGCCGAUCGCAAAUCGAUCAGAUCGAGUUUAUGCAAUGACCAAAUCUUGAAUAAAGCCC
Messenger RNA from Penicillium subrubescens, 1077 nucleotides. RefSeq lists its product as uncharacterized. The transcript is spliced from 2 exons. Lineage: Eukaryota; Fungi; Ascomycota; Eurotiomycetes; Eurotiales; Aspergillaceae. The record is from RefSeq and is a predicted model, not a curated record. Gene Ontology annotation, molecular function: protein binding. The coding region runs from base 74 to 637 and encodes 187 amino acids.